GGAGUCGCCACGCACGCCGUUCGGGGUCAGCCGGAAGCGGCACUCACUCUGCCUUUGCUCUGCACCGCGCCGCGCCGCCGCUCGCAAAUCCGCCGCUCCAAUCGCCCGCUCUCCCGGCCCGGCCAUUGCCGCCGACGCGGAGACUCAUGGAGUUCCGCUUCCGCGCCGGCGACCGCGGGCCCUCCUCGUCCGCCUCCGCCGAUUCCCCGCCGGUACCGCUCUCUCACCCCCACAACGGCUGCUUCGGUGGUCCAGGCCUUCAAGGGCCGCUGCCGCCGCCGCCGCCAUCGAUCGAGUGGGAGGCGGCGCGGCGGGAAGGCAUUAUUCAGAUGGAGGUGCGGCGGCGUCUCAUAGAGGAGGAGGUGCGCCGCGAGUUUGAGGCCAAGGGCAACCUCGCCUUCGCCCAAGCCCACCGCGCAGGGUUCCUGCCCGACCCGUUCUUCCCUCCCGGCCACCUCAUGCCGCCGAUGGCGAUGCAUCCGCCCCCGCACGCGCUGCCGCCGAUGCCUUUCGACCAGCUUGGAGCCUGGCAUGGCUUUAACCAGUUUGGGCCUCGCCCGCACGCCGGGUUUGGGGAAAGGAUGCCGCUCCACUGUGAGGAGAGGAGGUUGUCUCCGCCGCGGCCAAAGCCCAAGCAUAAGCUCCAGCUGCUUGAGAUCGAGCCCUCCGGGAGACCCGAGGCUCCUUCAUCAAAAACAAAGGUCCAGAGGAUAAAGAGGAAGGCAGAUACAAUUGGUGGACCCACUGUAGCAAAGAAAGUACAGAAAGUAACCAAGGACUGGAGCUGUGCACUAUGCCAAGUGAGUGCAACUUGUGAAGCUGGACUUAAUGAGCAUCUUGAAGGGAAAAAACAUAAGGCGAAGUUCGCCCAGUCUGGAACAAGUAAGGUGAUAACUGAUAGCAAAGACAACAUGCGGAAGAUCACCGGGAAUAAGAGUGGAAUAGAACCUUGUGAUGAACCUAAAAAGAUAUGCAUACUAGUAGAUGGAGAGUUGCAUGAAGUUGUUCAGAAGAACAACUACCUGUGGUGUGAUCGCUGCAAAGUCAGGUGCGAUAGCAAUGUGACCAUGGCUGGCCAUUUGCGGAGCAAGAAGCACAAUAAACGAAACAAGGUUUGGUCAUCGAUAGAGGCUGUGAGGAUGGAUACCAAAAUCAAUGAAGAUUUGAGCUCUCCUUGUGGAAGUAAGGUAAAUACAAAUGACUCUACUGAAACUCAAGCCCUAAUUAAGGGCAACAUAGACAUGGCCAUCCAAGUUGAGGAAUGUGGCCUUGUAGAAAAUCCAGUGGAAAUUGAGAAACAAAGCACAACCAUGGCCAGUGAGGUAGAAUGUACAAACAUGGCCAAUACAUCUGUGGAAACUCCUGUUGAAACUAUGAUGGAAAGCAAGGACAUGACAAAUGAUGCGAGGCGUCUUUUGCCAACAGAGGAGUAACACUAUACCUUGAUGUUUACAUAUGCCUAGCUCAGUUUCAUCAUGAGAUCUAGCUUUUCCUCUUACCACCCGUACCUAGUGUAUAGGGUAACAAUAAUACAUAUGGGCAGUGUUUUCUUGUUAAGUUUCUUGACCAUUGGUAAUCACGGAUGACGUUAGAAAUCUUGCAAGUCUAUGGGUCCAGCGCAAUAGAUGGCUUGUAGGAUAUCUAACUUGAUUACUACUGUCCAAGCAACUUUGCAUGAGAACAUUGCUCACCAGAUCUAUGUAUUAUUAUGGGAUAUUUGAUCAUUUGCCACACUUUUCUCUGAAAUUUGAUUAUUUGCCACAGGUCACAGGACCACCACAUGUCAGUGAAACAGGGUGUGGCAAAUAAUCAAAUUGCAAAUAAAAGUGUGGCAAAUUGUCAAAGCCCCCGUAUUAUUAUUUCUCUGUGGGCAUGUUUUUCACUUGGAGGAGAUGUUUUUAUGUAGAAUUCCCGCUGUGAAUUGUACCUUUAGCUGCAUCUGGUACUUUCUAUGUAGUUUUGAUUUUUCCCCUCCGUUCACUUGUACUGUACGUGGGAUGAGGUGGGUUAGCUCGUGACGAGUAGGGUUCCUUGGUGCCAACCUUACUCUAGUCUGCAAUUGAUUUAGUGCUUUCAACUUUCGUGUAUGCUGUGUCGAAUCUAUUAUUUCUGAGUAGUUGCAGAAUGUACUCACCAAUAGCUGUUUCAGAAAUAGUACUCACCCCUCCCUAAUCUAUAGGGGCAUAUAUGAAAUAUCAGGUCCUGAAGUUGUAGUUUCCAUGAUAAUAA
Messenger RNA from Lolium perenne, 2229 nucleotides. RefSeq lists its product as uncharacterized. Gene Ontology annotation, molecular function: nucleic acid binding; zinc ion binding. Lineage: Eukaryota; Viridiplantae; Streptophyta; Magnoliopsida; Poales; Poaceae. The record is from RefSeq and is a predicted model, not a curated record.